AUGGACGACCUCGCGCCGCUCCUCGCCAAGCACGCCGCGGGGACCCUGACCUUCAACGACACGUUGCCUAUCCAGAAGCACGAUCAGCGCGAGGUUGUUGGAUGGCUUUACAUGGUCACGGGCAAGCAUACCAAGGCCAUCAACGAAGAAGCAGCCAUGGCGUCGCUGCUGCUCGACAACCAUUGCUUUUUCCCGCAAGUUUUGCGUUUUUGCAAAGUGGCGGGCGGAUUGAAGGAAUCCCCUGGUUCGCGUUUUCCAGGCAUGCCACAGGAUGCCGGGAUUGUGCGCGUCUCUACCCAUCGACUGGUGGACGUCCUCGAGCACCAGUGCGUGGAUCGCAUGAUCACCUGCGACGUAUUUCGCUGGGCGAUGGUAGUCGCUAGAGACGUAGCAGUCCCUCACCAGGUGCUUGUCGGCCAGGAUAUAGUCCAAACGGGUAUUGUUAUGUGGUCCGAAGUUGGUUCGCGUCUCAUCGUGAUGCAUACGCCAAGCAUCCAUCACCCGGAGCGCGACCAGCCACUCGAGACAAUUGCCACGACCCACGGUGUGAUCGUGGUGCUGACAUUCCACGUCAAGAUACAAGUCGAGCGGUAA
This is a messenger RNA of Aphanomyces invadans, 594 nucleotides long. RefSeq lists its product as hypothetical. The coding region runs from base 1 to 594 and encodes 197 amino acids. Lineage: Eukaryota; Oomycota; Saprolegniomycetes; Saprolegniales; Verrucalvaceae. The transcript is spliced from 3 exons. The record is from RefSeq and is a predicted model, not a curated record.